CGAGUCGUCAACUCUUAUUGGACGGGUUCUGGACGUGGUAGGUUUACUGGGACGAGGCAGCCACCGACUCACUCCACCUUGGUCCUGUACCUGUCAGUAUCAGUAGUUCGUUGAAGAUUGAUCAUCAAGAAGUUGUAAGAUCAUCAUUAUGGAUUACAAGCAGAGUUUUGAAGAAUUGGAAGAAAACUUUCUAAGAGAGUUAAUGAAAAGUAAUAAGCUGCUGGAAGCAAUAAGUAAAAUGGAAACAAAGUACACCACAGAGGAAAUGUUUUAUUAUAUUUGGAGUCUGGAUGAAGCUCAUAGGUUUCUGACACCAGUGUUGCUCCCUUCUAGCAAGUCAAAAGACUCUUCUCGUGUGUACUGUAGACAGGGAGACAUUGCCUAUAAACUUUGCAAUUUAGAUAAGGCAUUAAAAUUGUACAAUUUAGCCAUAUUAUCUGCACCACAUCCAGCUAUUAUGACAGGAAAUUCUUUUUUUGAUAACAAUACUAAAGACACUGUCAAACAGCUUUAUAAUGAAGUGUACGAUGAUUUGGCACAAGCCUAUGAGUCUCGGUCUGUUUUGCUGUUUGACAUGGAGCAAUAUGGUAAAUGUUCUAAUGACAUUGAUCGUGCCCUGGAACUUGAAUGUCUUCAGGCAUCACAAAGAAAUAAGUUACUAGAAAUGAAAGACAGGUGUCAGAAAAUGAGCUCAAAAGGCAAAGCUAAGGCAAUGAGUGUCUCAGCUAUGGCUUUCAAUUCUUCUCAGCGCUCAUUUGCUUAUGUAAAUCCUAAGCCCCCCAAAUUAGCAGAGUGCAACCCUGCUAUACCAUCCUUUAGCAGUGCUGUCAAGCUGGCCUACAGUCACUCACAAGGGCGACACAUGAUUGCCAACAGAGAUAUAAUUCCAGUAUGCUACAAUGUGUUUACAGUGUCAAAAGCCCCUAUAUAA
This is a messenger RNA of Cherax quadricarinatus, 931 nucleotides long. NCBI's taxonomy places the organism in Eukaryota, Metazoa, Arthropoda, Malacostraca, Decapoda, Parastacidae. The record is from RefSeq and is a predicted model, not a curated record.